UCUCUCUCUCACUCACUCUCACUCUCUCUCUCUCUCUCUCUCUCUCUCUCUCUCAGCCACGCGCAUUUUCCUCCUGAGUGAUUCCGUCCUAUCCCUGCUACCACAAUAGAGACGCAAACCUUCGCGUCUCCUCCUGAAGUCCCACCCGUUUGUUUUCAACGCCCAAUGGCACUCGACUAAUCACAUCAUCCAGCCCCCGCGCCUACACGCUAACUGCGUCUCUCCGUUCCCACAAUGCUUUGUUUGGCGGGAUGGUCAGAGCUUGAAUGCGCGGCUACUGUCAUCGGGUACAGUAGAUGAAGUAUGUGCCCGCCUGGCGGAGGGAAGGGCAGUUGUGAUUGGAAGAAAUGCUGUUCAGAUCAAGAAGAACAUUUACCAGAAGAAUCAUCCGAAUGGAAAUAAGGGAACUAACUGCUCUUCUUGAGAUGGCAUUUAUUUAAGGAAAUAUGUUAACAGAUCACCAAGAGAGGUUGUUGUCAUACAAUGGGGAACUCCUUAUUUUCCAGCUGUCAAAAGGAAAAUCCUCACAGGGCAGCGAUACCAAAUUAACCCAAUUACAUGUCAGAAGAAUGACUUUUGACAGUUGUACUAAACUGUUUACUGAGACAUCUACUGGAUCAUUUAGCAAGUGUGAAGAAGGUGUUGAAAUGAUCCAUUGCAGCUGUGCAUCUGACUUCAGGACAGGCAUUCUUCACCCCUGUAUUCUAUUGAAAAAGAAGAAAAAGAAGAACACUAAAUAUUUUUUACUGUUGCUUCAUAACUUCAAUAAAUUUGAGCUGGUUCUGCAUUUUAAAUUGGAUUAUGAACUGAAAGAACCCAUAAAGUUGGUUGCUGGCCCAACAGUUUUAUGGAGCCAUGCAAAAAAACUAUUUCAUAUUUCUCCCCAAACCUGCACUGUAUUAUGUGCCCCUGUUCAGUUUUGUUCCAUCAAAUGGGCGGGUGAGAUUGAGGGUGAGGGUGUUGUUGUUUUGGGAAUAAGAGCUGCUUGUUUGCCAGAGGGAGGCAAUGAGCAAAGUGUUGCCAAAUCAGAUGCAUUCAUCUGGGGUAACGAGUGUUUUGUCUAUGCACUAGAGAAACAGCAAGUGCUAACAAAUGCCAGUUUUCUGCCUCAUGCAUAUGGCAGUGUGGUAUCUUGUGUGCAUGUUUGCAAAGUUGAAGUAGUAAGAAGCAAGUUUAGGACGUCAGUUGUUGUAGUCACAUGCAAAAGCCAGUUGAUCUUCUUCCAAGAUGGUUUGCCUAAAGAUGUUCACCAGCUUCCCUAUGAGAAUCCUUGUUCCAUACUAGUAGCUGCUGUGGAAGGAAGCAGCCAGUUGUUGGUGGUAACAUUUGCUUCAGGAGAUGUGUGUGCUAUAUGGAAACAUAAUUUGCAGGUGGCAUCUUCCUGGAAAAAUGUGACAUCUGUUCUGGUAGAUGAUUUUGCUGGCAUUGGAACUGAACAAAUCUUAGUUCUUCUAAAGACUGACUCUGUUUCAGAAAGUUUAAAUACAUUCCAAAUAACAGAUUUUGGAAACAUUAAUUAUGCGAGUAACAUCAGCUAUGAAGAUGACUCAUAUUCUGGAGAAGAGCUACAAAAUAAUCACUUUCUUACUAUCAAAGGACUUGAAGCAAGAUUGCAGGCUGUCUUUGGUUCCGUUCGAGAGUUACAACAGCAUUUAAAACUUAAAGAAAAGGUUCUGAUGGAAAGUUGUGCAGCAUUAAUUGACCUUGUUCAAGAUCGAAAAUGUAGUCUUCCAAGUGCAGAGAAGGAAGGUCUUGUUUCUCUCUGGGAUGAAACAGAAAAAAUGUCUGAUAAUUGUACCUCAACUCCAUCUAUAGACAAAGAACAAUAUGUAGAGGAGGUUUGGUACCGUGUUGUGGAGGACAACUUAGUAGUUGGAGUAAAACUAAUGGAAACAUUUGACAUGCUGUUCAAUGAUGUCAGUUUAUCUUUGAUAAUGGAUCAGAAAUGCCCUUCUGUUUUUCCAACUAAGUGCCAGUGUCAUGUAGUUACACUGAAGAAAGCUGCGCUGGCAGAACCUGCAUCACAUUGGCAACUGGAACCACUGCCUAAAAGGAUCAAGUUAGAUUGCCAUAAUGGAAAGGAAUGUCAUGGAGGACCUUCUCAGGUGAAGGCAGAUACAAAAAAAGUCUUUACUGCAGUUGCCCACCUGCCCCCUUUCUUAGCAUUGCAUCAAGUAGGUUGCAUAGUAUUGUUACAUGCAAAGAAGAAAAACCGCAAAGAUGAAAAUCCAAAUAAAAGCAAAAAAAUUACAUUAUCAUGUGGGAAUAUUUUAUUAAGUCUGAUUGAGAUUUCUACUGGAAAAUAUUCAACAAGUGUGAAAGAUUAUAAAUAUACAGGCUCUAUAAAUGAUCUUGUUGCACUUUGUGCAGUAUCACUCAAACUGUCAUUUCAAAUAACCUCCUUUGACUGCACGUUGAUUUCUAUAAACACAUGGCUACAGGAACAAAUGGAGUGUGCACCAAUCAAGGAAUAUCCUGAUUUUUUGGUCUGUUGUAAAUCUGGAAAUCUGAGUGGCACUCUCUUGCAGUGGAAUCUCAUAACACCAUUCAAAGGAACUUUAACGGUAUUUUGCAGACAUCAAACUAUUUUAUUUCAGUGUCUUCAUAACCUCAUUGGAUCAUUGCCACCAACCUGUAAGAUAAAGCCACUAAGGUUAGGAAGCAAGAAGGUACCUGUUGAACAGCUUGCACUAGCUUUAGAAAAGGAAAUGGUCACUCUCCGGCACUCUUGCUCUGCAGCUCUAUGCCAAACUGAAAACCAUUUAUCUCUGAAUUAUGAGGGAAGCAAAGAAACAAACAGUGCAUCUGCAGUGGAACACUUCAGAGAAGAGUUUAAGAAGGAGCAGAAGCAAUGCAUGCUGGGUAUGAACCGAACAGUCAGUGGUGCCUCAUACAGAGUACUUAUUUUAAAUUUAUUUGAAUCACAGCUGAAUUCUGACACAGUUGCAAGGCAAUGCUCUUCACUCUUCUAACUCCAUAUUGAAUUACUUCUUAACUAAAGUUAUAAUGUGGUGCACUCCACCUUUAAUUCCUUAUGGUGAAAAUAACGUUUCCAUUAGUGCUUUCAUUCCUGUUCAGCAACUGACCAAUUGUAAAGAAAUUGUUCUGCAAAACCUCAAAAGGCUGUAGCAAAAUGACUGGCUGAGCAAAGGUAUGAUUAUCAAUAAACUACCGUUUGUCAGUA
Molecule: messenger RNA, 3184 nt
Organism: Rhineura floridana
Lineage: Eukaryota; Metazoa; Chordata; Lepidosauria; Squamata; Rhineuridae
Gene: FANCB
Product: FA complementation group B
Exons: 9
Coding region: 447-2972 (841 amino acids)
Biological process (GO): positive regulation of double-strand break repair via homologous recombination; interstrand cross-link repair; negative regulation of double-strand break repair via homologous recombination
Cellular component (GO): Fanconi anaemia nuclear complex
Source: RefSeq, a predicted model, not a curated record